AUGCUAAGUGAACCCCAGUUUGAGUUACUGUAUGGUGGCCAAACUGCUUCAGAGUCUCAGACCUUUGUAUUUGAAACUGGUUGGAUUUUUAAGAGUGUGGACAGAUUAAAAAUGCCUGAUACAGUCAUUAUGACAGUCUGUUCUGACACAAUCUACCCCUCACAUCUGAUGGAGGGGCUGUCGUCAGUCACCAAGAACAAUGGACUACUCAAUAUCACCUUUAAAUACGACAACUGCACACCUUACCUGAAUUCGGUGGGGAAACACGUGAUAGGAGAUGUACAGAACAUCACCCUCAGUCAGCAAGCGUGUUACGAGCAGGUUGCAGUGACAAUACUUUGGACAGCAAAUGCCAUUGGGAUUGAAUACCUGAAAGGAUUUCGAGUGAUACUUGAGGAGUUAAAAUCAGAAGGAAGACAAUGCCAGCAGAUUCUUUUAAAAGAUCCAAAGCAGCUCAGCCCCAAUUUCAAACGAACAGGAAUGGAAUCCCAGCCCUUUGUAAAUCUGAAGUUUGAAACAGAUUACUUUAUAAAGAUUGUUCCUUUUCCAUCCAUUAAAAAUGAAAGUAAUUAUCACCCGUUUUUCUUCCGAACUAGACCAUGUGAAUUGUUGCUACAGCCAGAAAACCUUGUCUGCAAACCUUACUGGAAGCCAAGGAAUCUGAAUGUUACCCAGCAAGGUUUUAACAUGCAAGUGUCCUUUGAUCAUGCACCUCACAACUUCGGGUUUAGGUACUACUUUCUUCACUAUAAACUGAAACAUGAAGGGCCAUUUAAGCAAAAGGCCUGCAAACAGGAACAAAACACAGAUACUACAAGUUGUGUUCUUCAGAAUGUAUCUCCAGGGGACUAUAUAAUUGAGCUGGUUGAUGACACUAAUACAACAAGGAAAACAAUGCACUAUGCGCUAAAACCAGUACAUUCUCCAUGGGCUGGACCAAUAAGAGCUAUUGCCAUCACAGUGCCUUUAGUUGUCAUUUCAGCAUUUGCAACACUUUUCACAGUGAUGUGCCGCAAGAAACAGCAAGAAAAUAUAUAUUCCCAUCUAGAUGAGGAGAGCUCAGAAUCUUCAGCAUAUGCUGCAGGUCUCCAUGUGGAAAGACUUCGUCCCCGACCAAAAGUGUUCAUCUGCUAUUCCAAUAAAGAUUGCCAGAAACACAUAAAUGUCAUCCAGUGCUUUGCUUAUUUUCUUCAGGACUUUUGUGGCUGUGAGGUGGCUCUAGAUUUGUGGGAAGAUCUAAAAAUUUGCAAAGAAGGUCAGAAAGAGUGGCUUAUUAAAACAAUAAAUGAGUCCCAGUUUGUCAUCAUUGUGUGUUCCAAGGGAAUGAAAUACUUUGUUGACAAGAAGAACUGGAAACACAGAGGGGUAACCAAAGAUGCAGGGAAAGGAGAACUCUUCCUGUUUGCUGUGCUGACUGUUGCAGAGAAGCUUCGCCAAGCAAAGCAGAAUUCAAAUGACCUCUGCAAGUUCAUUGCAGUCUACUUUGAUUACUCCUGUGAAGGAGACAUCCCCAGUAUUCUGGAUCUAAGUACAAAAUACAAACUCAUGGACAAUCUCCCUCAGCUGUAUUCACAUUUACACUCCAGAGAUCUUAGUGUGCAGGAUUCAGAGGUGUUUCCUGUUAACAUUAGUAAAAGAAAUUAUUUCAGGAGCAAAUCUGGGAGGUCACUUUAUGUUGCCAUUUGCAAUAUGCAUCAGUUCAUUGAUCAGGAACCAGAUUGGUUUGAGAAACAAUUUAUUCCUUUUCCUCCACCUUCUUUACAUUACUCAGAGCCUGCAAUGGAAAAAUUUGAUUCGGGUUUAGUUUUAAAUGACUUGGUGAAUAAACAGGUGAUGGAUGGUGAAUUUUACCUGAAAACAGAUGUAAAUAUUACUUCAGCAGGGAAUUCAGACUCUCGCUGUGUAAUUCAGCACUUAAACCUUGGAGAAGAUAUAGAAACUGAGGACACUCAAGGUAGUGGCAGCUCUGUUCUUCAGCCGUUGUUACAUGUUGUUAAAGCUUCAAAUCUGAAAGAUACGCCUCGAGAUUCCGGAAUCUAUGACUCGUCUGUUCCUUCAUCUGAAUUAUCUCUACCUUUGAUGGAAGGACUAUUGACAGACCAAACUGAAACAUCUUCCAUUACAGGAAGUGUUUCUUCAUCAUCAGGUUUAGGGGAAGAAGAACCUCCUGUAAUUACUGCUACAAAAUUCUUAGUGCCUGGAAUCUGUAAAGCAGAACUUCAUUGCUAUAUCCAUACUGAUGAACUGCAGGCAAUUGCUCCUUUAUAACACAUGACAACAUGGUUAUGCAUUGCCACUUUAUCAACAGCCUCUCUUUGAACUUCACCUACCACACUGUCUCAGCACUAAAUCUACUUGAAGGAACAAGUCCUUCCUGAAGAAUAUGAUAAUUUAUUCCUAAUGGAUUUUUUUUUAUGGCCAGUAAACUUGAAUCUGUUAGUCUUUAAUGCCUUUCAUAAUUUGAAAACCACAACAUGGAAAAAUAGAUGAGAAUACAUUUCAGAAUUAUUCCUAAUUUAAAUGUCAUGGUAUUACACUGUUUACAGAUGCCAUGAUAAAAAUUCACUUUUUUU
Messenger RNA from Chaetura pelagica (chimney swift), 2573 nucleotides. RefSeq names its product interleukin 17 receptor D (gene IL17RD). Gene Ontology annotation, molecular function: interleukin-17 receptor activity. The transcript is spliced from 14 exons. The record is from RefSeq and is a predicted model, not a curated record. Bases 1 to 2268 code for a protein of 755 amino acids. Lineage: Eukaryota; Metazoa; Chordata; Aves; Apodiformes; Apodidae.